Arachis stenosperma is the source of this 1937-nucleotide messenger RNA. Its product is annotated as catalase-like. Gene Ontology annotation, cellular component: cytoplasm; plasma membrane; peroxisome. Bases 217 to 1692 code for a protein of 491 amino acids. Gene Ontology annotation, molecular function: catalase activity; heme binding. The record is from RefSeq and is a predicted model, not a curated record. Lineage: Eukaryota; Viridiplantae; Streptophyta; Magnoliopsida; Fabales; Fabaceae. The transcript is spliced from 6 exons. Gene Ontology annotation, biological process: response to hydrogen peroxide; hydrogen peroxide catabolic process.
GAUAUCAAUUAAGAUCAGAGUCAUUAUUAAUUAAUAAUAAAGAAUAUACCUGUUAUUUUUUCCUUUUUAUAAAAAUAAGGAUGAGAAAAUAAGAGAGGGGGCUUUAUAAAGGUGUAAUAUAAGGCUUGUGGUUUGCUCACGAAAACACAGGGUUCUUGUUGUGUGGAUAGUCACACUACAGUAGAGUACGGUAGUCUUCUUUACCCUUCCAACACAAUGGAUCCUUACAAGUACCGGCCAUCGAGCGCGUUCAACACACCGUUCUGGACCACCAACAGCGGCAACCCUGUUUGGAACAACAACUCCGUUCUUACUGUUGGAAACAGAGGUCCAAUUCUGUUGGAGGAUUAUCAAUUUGUGGAGAAGCUUGCAAACUUCGACAGGGAGCGGAUCCCGGAGCGUGUAGUGCACGCGAGGGGAGCUAGCGCUAAGGGCUUCUUCGAAGUGACACACGACGUUUCACACCUAACAUGCGCCGACUUCCUCCGCGCCCCGGGAGUGCAAACCCCCGUCAUCGUCCGUUUCUCCACCGUCAUCCACGAGCGCGGCAGCCCCGAGACCAUCCGCGACCCCCGCGGCUUCGCCACCAAGUUUUACACCCGCGAAGGCAACUUCGAUCUCGUCGGCAACAACUUCCCCGUGUUCUUCAUCCGCGACGCCAUGAAAUUCCCUGACGUCAUCCACGCCUUCAAGCCAAACCCCAAGUCCAACGUCCAAGAGAAUUGGCGCAUUCUCGACUUCCUCUCCCACCAUCCCGAAAGCUUCAACACUUUCACGUGGUUCUAUGAUGACGUGGGCAUCCCCAUCAAUUACCGUCACAUGGAGGGUUUCGGUGUUCACACCUACACUCUCCUCAACAAAGCUGGCAAGGUUCUGUAUGUCAAGUUUCACUGGAAGCCAAGUUGCGGCGUUAAGUCCCUUCUAGAAGAAGAGGCCAUUCGCAUCGGAGGAACCAACCACAGCCACGCAACGCAAGAUUUGUAUGAUUCCAUCGCUGCGGGUAACUACCCCGAAUGGAAGCUCUACUUUCAGACUAUGGACCCUGAUCACGAGGACAAUUUUGACUUUGACCCUCUUGACACUACCAAGACUUGGCCGGAGGAUAUUCUUCCUCUUCAGCCUGUUGGUCGCUUGGUUUUGAACAAGAACAUUGAUAAUUUCUUCGCUGAGAAUGAAAUGCUUGCUUUCAGUAUGCAUGUGGUGCCCGGUAUUAGCUACUCCAAUGAUAAGAUGCUUCAAGGUAGGAUCUUCGCUUAUGCUGACACUCAGAGGCAUAGGCUUGGUCCUAACUAUCUUCAGAUUCCUGUUAAUGCUCCAAAAUGUGCUCAUCAUAACAAUCACCAUGAUGGUUUUAUGAACUUCAUGCACAGGGAUGAAGAGGUGAACUACUUCCCUUCAAGGUUUGAUCCUGUUCGUCACGCAGAAAGGGUCCCCAUGUCUAAUGCUCUUAUUAGUGGACAACGCGAAAGGAGUGUAAUUGUGAAGGAGAACAACUUUAAGGAAGGCGGAGAUAGAUACCGUUCUUGGGCACCUGACAGACAAGAAAGAUUUAUCCGCAGAUGGAUUGAGGCAUUGUCUGACCAACGUCUGACCCAUGAAAUCCGCAGCAUUUGGAUCUCAUACCUGACUCAGGCUGAUCGUUCUCUUGGUCAGAAGGUAGCAAGUCGUUUGAAUGUGAGGCCAAACAUCUAAGGUUGCUGUGGAAGAAGAAGGGGUCAACUAUGAAGAAUGUAAUAUAGGAGUUACUUUGCAUAUGCGACUCUGUUACAUUACAAUGGAUUCAUAGAUCCUUUUUACUAUUUAUUAUUAUUACUGUUACUAUUACAGUAUUACUAUUACUACUGCGUUGUAUACCAAUGUACUGCUAAAUCUGUCCGCGUGUACGUGCAACUUGUUUACCUAUUUGAUCAAAUCAAUAAAUGUUGUUUGAAUCAUUA